AUUGACUCCAUUCAGUUGCGUGGCAUCGGCGAGAGCAGCAAGAUGGAUCUGUUAAGCUACGUGUUGACCGCGUUCGUGUUCGUCGUCUCGAUUGCGUACCUAUAUCUGCGCAGUCGGCACAACUAUUGGCGUGAUCGGUGCUUUCCCUACACGCGCCAGAAGCCCCACCUGCUGUACGGGCACAUGGAGCAGUUCCAGUCCAAGCACGCAUCGUACAUCAACGAGGAGCUGUACUGGGAGUUUAAGAACCGCGGCGAACCGAUCGGUGGCAUGAGCAUGUUCUUCCUGCCCGGCCUGAUCGUGGCCGAUCCGGAGCUGGUGAAGUCGAUCCUGGUGAAGGACUUUAGCGUGUUCCACGAUCGGGGCGUGUUUAACGAUGCCAAAGCGGACCCGCUGUCGGCCCAUCUGUUCGCGCUGGAGGGUCACGAGUGGCGCGUGCUGCGCCAGAAGCUUACGCCCACGUUCACCUCCGGCCGGAUGAAGCAAAUGUUCGGCACGAUACAGCAGGUGGCGGGCGAGUUCUUGAAGUAUAUGAACGAGCACUGCCACCGCGAGAUUGAGAUGAAGGAUGUGCUGGCCCGCUUCACCACGGACGUGAUCGGGACGUGCGCGUUCGGCAUCGAGUGUAACACGCUGAAGAAUCCGGACUCGGACUUCCGCAAGUACGGCAACAAGGUGUUCGAGCAGGACACGCUGCUGAUGCUGAAGUUUAUGUUUGCGACCACGUUCAAGGGUUUGGCGAAGCGCAUCGGCAUGAAGCUGACCGACGAGGGUGUGGAGCGGUUCUUCCUGCAGGUUGUGCGCGAGACGGUGGAGUACCGCGAGAUGAACAACGUGCAGCGGAACGACUUCAUGAACCUGCUGCUGCAGAUCAAGAACACAGGCUCGCUGGACGGUGGCGAUGUGCCGAUCAAGGGUGCGGCGGGCCUGACGAUGAACGAGCUGGCCGCGCAGGUGUUCGUGUUCUUCCUGGCCGGCUUCGAGACGUCCUCGACCACGAUGAACUUCUGUCUGUACGAGCUGGCCAAGAACCCGGACAUUCAGGACCGUCUGCGGGAGGAAAUCGAGCGUGCGGUGGAGGAGAACGGUGGCGAGGUGACGUACGACAUGGUGAUGAACGUGCAAUAUCUGGACAACGUUAUCAAUGAAACCCUGCGCAAGUACCCGCCGAUCGAGUCACUUUCGCGCGUACCGAUGCGUGAUUACACCGUGCCCGGGACCAAGCACGUGAUACCGAAGGACACAUUCAUCCAGAUACCCGUGUACGCGCUGCACCGCGAUCCCGAGUUCUACCCCGAGCCGGACCAGUUCAACCCGGACCGCUUCCUGCCGGAGGAGGUGAAAAAGCGACACCCGUACGUGUUUUUGCCGUUCGGCGAGGGGCCACGCAUCUGUAUCGGGCUGCGGUUUGGCGUAAUGCAGGCAAAGAUUGGGCUGAUUACGCUGCUGCGAAACUUCCGCUUCACGCCCUCAUCGCAAACGCCGGCCAAAAUCGUGUUUGACCCAAAGUCCUUCAUAUUAUCACCGUCCACCGGUAAUUAUCUGAAGGUUGAUAAGAUAUAUUCACUGUUGAAAUAUAACAUGUCAAAAUACAAACAAACGAUCAUCUUUGAACUCGCGGCCCGAAGCACGCUCAGUUUAGGCAGAACUGUAAAAACGUUAGGGCCAGCUGUGUCCGCAAUGGAGCCCGUUACGAUAGUGCUGACGGCGUUUAUUUUCGUGGUCUCGAUCGUGUAUCUAUUUGUGCGCAGCAAGCACAGAUUUUGGAAGGAUCAGGGCGUGCCGCACGCACCGAAGCCCCACCUGUUCUACGGGCACGUGAAGGGACAGUCGCGGACGCGCCAUGGAGCCGACAUUAAUCAGGAAUUGUACCGAUACUUCAAGCAGCGCGGUGUGCCGUACGGUGGCAUCAGUCUCUUCAUUAUGCCGUCGCUGAUCGUGGUCGAUCCGGAGCUGGUGAAGACGAUUCUGGUGAAGGAUUUUAACGUGUUUCACGAUCGUGGCGUGUAUUCCAAUCCGCGAGAUGACCCAUUCACGGGCAAUCUGUUCGGGCUCGAGGGAACACCGUGGCGAUUGUUGCGUCAGAAACUUACGCCGACGUUCACCUCGGGCCGAAUGAAGCAAAUGUUCGGCACCAUCUGGGCGGUUGCGCUUGAGUUAGAAAAGUAUAUGGAGGAGAACUACAACCAGCCGGAGGUGGAGAUGAAAGAUGUGCUGGGACGGUUUACGACCGAUGUGAUCGGGACGUGCGCGUUCGGCAUUGAGUGUAACACGCUCAAGACGCCGGACUCGGACUUCCGCAAGUACGGCAACAAGGCGUUCGAGCUGGACCCGAUAACGUUGACAAAGUUUUUCUUUGCCACCUCGUACCCGCAGCUGGCACGUAAGCUACACGUCCGUACGACGCAGCAGGACGUGGAAGACUUUUUCAUGAAAAUUGUGCGCGAAACGGUCGACUAUCGCGAGACGAACAACGUGCAGCGGAACGACUUUAUGAAUCUGCUGCUGCAGAUCAAGAACAAGGGCAAGCUGGACGAUCACGGUACGGUUGUUGGGAAGGGUGAGGUUGGGUUAACGCACAAUGAGCUAGCGGCCCAAGUGCUGAUCUUUUUCCUGGCCGGCUUCGAGACGUCCUCAACAACGCAAAGCUUCUGUCUGUACGAGCUGGCCAAGAACCCGGACAUUCAGGAUCGCUUGCGGGAGGAGAUCAACCGUGCGAUCGAGGAGAACGGUGGCGAGGUGACGUACGAUGUGGCGAUGAACAUACAGUAUUUGGACAACGUAAUCAACGAAACGUUACGCAAAUAUCCACCGGUUGAAACGCUCACACGCAAACCGUCGAGUGAUUAUGUGAUACCCGGCACCAGGCACAUAGUACCGAAGGACACGGUCGUACAGAUACCGAUCUACGCGAUCCAGCGUGAUCCGGACCACUAUCCCGAUCCGGAACGGUUCGAUCCUGAUCGCUUCCUGCCGGAGGAGGUGAAAAAGCGACACCCGUACGUGUUUCUACCGUUCGGCGAGGGACCACGCAUCUGCAUUGGGUUGCGGUUCGGCAUGAUGCAGACGAAGGUGGGCUUGAUAAACCUGCUGCGUCGGUUCCGCUUCUCACCGUCCGCACGGACACCGGAGCGGGUUGUAUACGAUCCGAAGAUGUUUACGCUGUCCCCUAUCGGUGGGAACUACCUGAAGGUGGAUAAGAUUGCGUAGCUGCUGUCAUGAGGCGGUCGUGUGUUCUUCAACACACUUUUACAAUAAGUCGUACUUUUACGAGGACAAAUACAUGUUUUUUUACUUAGUUUAAACCAA
Messenger RNA from Anopheles gambiae (African malaria mosquito), 3309 nucleotides. RefSeq lists its product as uncharacterized. Bases 43 to 3210 code for a protein of 1055 amino acids. The transcript has 5 exons. NCBI's taxonomy places the organism in Eukaryota, Metazoa, Arthropoda, Insecta, Diptera, Culicidae. The record is from RefSeq and is a predicted model, not a curated record. Gene Ontology annotation, molecular function: heme binding; oxidoreductase activity, acting on paired donors, with incorporation or reduction of molecular oxygen; monooxygenase activity.